AUGCCGGAGUCAACUAACUCUAAAAAGGUUGUUUCGAAAAUUUGUAUGGCGGAGGUAGAUGUUCGCGGAAUCGUCAAUAAUAUUCCACAACACAAACCAAUUCGUAGGCAAUCAGUGAUUAGUCAACCUAAAGUUUGGUCAAAAGCAGAUGUUGCAAUAUCAGCUACGGACAGAUAUACACAAUCACUAGCAGCUACAAUGAUUCCUACCAAGCAACCAGAAGUUGUCGUUAUUGACUAUCCACCACAGCCAUUUAAUCCACUACAAGCAUUGACGGCGAUCACACAACAAUUGAUUUCGUCUGCUUCUAUAUAUCCAUACCAUAUAUCGUCACAUGUUCCGUUCUCACAACAUCAGAUUUCAAUAAAUUCAUAG
Molecule: messenger RNA, 375 nt
Organism: Didymodactylos carnosus
Lineage: Eukaryota; Metazoa; Rotifera; Eurotatoria; Philodinida; Philodinidae
Source: the annotation of a GenBank genome assembly